AUGGCCUACCUUGACAGGUGUACUAAAGACGAGUGUAUAGCCUAUCUUGACAGGUGUACUAAAGACGAGUGUAUAGCCAACCUUGACAGGUGUACUAAAGACGAGUGUAUAGCCUACCUUGACAGGUGUACUAAAGACGAGUGUAUAAACUACAUUGACAGGUGUACUAAAGACGAGUGUUUAGCCUACUUUUACAGAUGUACUAAAGACGAGUGUAUAGCCAACCUUGACAGGUGUACUAAAGUCGAAUGUAUAGCCUACCUUGACAGGUGUUCUAAAGACGAGUGUAUAGCCUACCUUGACAGGUGUACUAAAGACGAAUGUAUAGCCUACCUUGACAGGUGUACUCAAGACGAGUGUAUAGCCUACCUUGACAGGUGUACUAAAGUCGAAUGUAUAGCCUACCUUGACAGGUGUUCUAAAGACGAGUGUAUAGCCUACCUUGACAGGUGUACUAAAGACGAAUGUAUAGCCUACCUUGACAGGUGUACUCAAGACGAGUGUAUAGCCUACCUUGACAGGUGUACCAAAGACGAGUGUAUAGCCUACCUUGACAGGUGUACAAAUGACGAGUGUAUAGCCUACCUUGACAGGUGUACUAAAGACGAGUGUAUAGCCUACUUUGACAGGUGUACUAAAGACGUGUGUAUAGCCUUUCUUGACAGGUGUACCAAAGAUGUGUGUAUAGCCUACCUUGACAGGUGUACUAAAGACGUGUGUAUGGCCUACCUUGACAGGUGUACCAAAGACGAGUGUAUAGCCUACCUUGACAGGUGUACUAAAGACGUAUGUAUAGCCUACCUUGACAGGUGUACUAAAGACGUGUGUAUAGCCUACCUUGACAGGUGUACUAAAGACGUAUGUAUAGCCUACCUUGACAGGUGUACUAAAGACAUGUGUACAGCCUACCUUGACAGGUGUACUAAAGACGUAUGUAUAGCCUACCUUGACAGGUGA
Molecule: messenger RNA, 957 nt
Organism: Haliotis rufescens (red abalone)
Lineage: Eukaryota; Metazoa; Mollusca; Gastropoda; Lepetellida; Haliotidae
Product: extracellular matrix protein A-like
Exons: 1
Coding region: 1-957 (318 amino acids)
Source: RefSeq, a predicted model, not a curated record